Ascoidea rubescens DSM 1968 is the source of this 1815-nucleotide messenger RNA. RefSeq names its product EF-hand. Lineage: Eukaryota; Fungi; Ascomycota; Saccharomycetes; Ascoideales; Ascoideaceae. The record is from RefSeq and is a predicted model, not a curated record. The coding region runs from base 424 to 1686 and encodes 420 amino acids. Gene Ontology annotation, molecular function: calcium ion binding. The transcript has 2 exons.
CAUGUCCAGCGAACAGCGACAGCAGUUGGAGGCCAUUUUGCUGAGCGAACACCCUGAGGAGCAGCUCCGGCAGCACAUCCAGGGCCUUGUGCAUCGCCAGCGCCACAACAGCCACAAGAAGCAGAAGUAGCGCGCGACAGCCCAAAGCGCCCUCAUUCUGCGCCCGAUUGUCCGCCGAACAGCCCUGUUUCGAUCCGUCGGUGCUUCCAAGAUUUUGUCUUGAGGCUAUUUAUAUCUUGUUGUUCCCACGCUCUUGGUUCUGGAUCUUGCGUCGGACUGUUGCACCUUCUUCUUCUCCUGCCCCAGUUGCUCCCUUUUCUGCUCUUUUUUCUUCGCCACGCUCUGCGCCAGCCCUAUAUAUAUCCACUUUCCCCUGUCUUUUCCUGUCUUUCACCUCUCCUAUUUCCUCUCUUCUAACCAAUAAUGAGCAGCUUCAGAGGCGACGACUUGGUGGUAUUUACCACUCCCCAGGAUUUGCAUAGAUCAAAAUCAAGCGAGAAUUUGAUUGAACCAAAGCCUUUGCAGCAAAACAAAACCAAUGGCAAAACCCAUAGAAAACCCAUAUCUGAUGCUUCUUGUCUAGACACAAUGCAAAAUGCCAACCAGUACAAAUUGGCCCUACAAAAUGGUGGUCCAUUGCCAAUUCCUGAUUAUGAAAAAAAUCAAAAACAUACAAGUUUAAGGAGAAAAACCCCUUCUCCAAAUUCAACUGGCAACAAUUAUAAUCUCAACCAAAAUCAAAAUCAAAACCAAAGAUCUUAUCCCAAUCAACAACCUACAAACUACCAACAACCUACAAACUACCAACAACCACAACCCACAAACUAUCAACAACAGCCUGCUAAUUAUCAACAACAACAACAACCGACAAAUUACCAACCUAUAUUUCCUGCUCGAAAUCUUACCGGAGGCCCGGCUCCAAAUUAUCCUCAAAAUCAACAAUACCAACAAUAUCAACAACAGUACCAACAGCAACCUCAAUAUCCCAUGUCUCCACAAAGUAUCAAUCAUAGACACUCUGUUCAAUAUACAAGCGUAAACCAAAUGCCUAUGAUCCCAACUCUUACGGGCCCAAUGCCUCAACAACCACCACCACCACAGCAACAGCAACAACAACAACCACCUGCUCCUCGUAAAUUCAUCAGUGAAGACCAACAAGUGUAUGUCAUCUUCAACAGAAUUGACUCUGAUAGAGAUGGUGCUAUAUCCUUUGAGGAAUUAAGAAACUCAAUUAAAAACGAUGAUAAUUCAAUUUUCUCCGCUUCCUCAAUUAAAACUCUAGUCAAAUACUGUCUACCCGAUAGAUCAAAAAAUUUAAAAAUAUCAAAUCUAAACACUUUCUACAUCGAUUUCACCGACUUCAAAAUCAUCUAUAAACAUGUCCUCAAAUGGAAACAAGUCUUUCAAAACCAAGAUGAAAACCAAAGCUCAACAAUUGAAUUUGCUGAAUUUGCAAAGGGUCUAUCUCAACUAGGCUUUGAAUUGCCUUCCGAAUUAACUAAAUUUGUCUUCACCAAAUACUCUACCUCAAAUGAAAUGAAAUUCGACGCCUUCAUUGAAAGUGUCUUGGUCAUAAUCGCAAUAACUAAAAUAUUUGAAAGAUACGACUCUCAAAAGAGAGGUGUAGCUGAAAUUCCUUAUUUCGAUUUCAUGAAAGAUGUCUUUGAAGUAUUAGAAAAUUACUAAUUAUCAUUAAAUUUACCAUCCAAACUUAUUAAAAACAUUAUCAGAAUUUUAAUAAAUAAUGCUGUCUAUUCAUUUAUAAUCUAUUUAACUUUAUUGACCUGAUCAAAUCUCUUUAUAUUUUUUUAUUUA